Messenger RNA from Oncorhynchus nerka (sockeye salmon), 2270 nucleotides. RefSeq names its product heat shock protein beta-8-like. Lineage: Eukaryota; Metazoa; Chordata; Actinopteri; Salmoniformes; Salmonidae. The record is from RefSeq and is a predicted model, not a curated record. Gene Ontology annotation, biological process: cellular response to unfolded protein. Gene Ontology annotation, cellular component: cytoplasm; nucleus; protein folding chaperone complex. Bases 430 to 1077 code for a protein of 215 amino acids. Gene Ontology annotation, molecular function: protein homodimerization activity. The transcript has 3 exons.
GGGCUUCUUCUGUCAGCUGUUGCGUUGUGGCGCCCGGAGGCACCGCACACUUUCUGGACAUUGUUGUGCACACUCACCGUCAGGGAAAACGGUAGACAUAUAAAACGGUCUUUCAGUCGAUAUAAGGUCAGUUCAACUCAAAGACCGUAUUCAACUUCGAGGAUACUAAGGGAAGGGAUCGUCACAAGUCGAUGUCCGUUAUUUUGGGGUGAUUCGAUGCGUAACUGUCUUGAGCGCAACACUAGAAAAACAUAGAUCAACUUUUGUUUUUAGCAAAUCAUCUGGUUUACAACUUGUUUCUCAUUGUCUACUAUAUAUUUAUAUUACUUUGGCAAUUGUCAGCUUGGGGAGAGUAAACUUGGACAGAGCCAAUAUUUAAGGUGCCGCUUUUUUCUUACUUUUCUUAUUUGGAGCAGCAGCCAGUUGAUCAUGGCAGAAGACUUCUACACUCUGGGAACGCUGGGGAGUAGGCAGAGGGUCCCCCGAGACCCUUUCAGAGAGAGUCCGUCACUGGCCUCUCGGUUUAUGGACGAUGACUUUGGGAUGUCCGCUUUCCCUGAAGACAUGUCAAUGGACUGGCCCGGUUGGGCCCGGCCUAGCCGGCUCAGCACGCGGCUUUCCGCACCAUUCACGGGCACUCUGCGCACAGGGUUUCCACCAACGCGUGCAUCAACUGGGCAGCCGCCUGUGUACAGCACGAGAUACAGCGAGUCCCCCCGCAGCUCUCCGACCCAGACGCCGGGAGAGCCGUGGAAAGUUUGUGUGAACGUCCACAGCUUCAAACCAGAGGAACUUAACAUCAAAACCAAAGAUGGGUUUGUAGAAGUAUCAGGGAAACAUGAAGAGAAGCAGGAGGAAGGAGGCAUCGUGACAAAGAACUUCACAAAGAAGAUACAGAUUCCAACCGACGUUGACCCUGUGACGGUCUUCGCCUCCUUGUCACCAGAGGGGGUGUUGAUCAUCGAGGCGCGGCAGAGCCCUCCCUACUACCUCUUCAGUAACGAAGGUCCCCAGGGAGAGAUGGAGGAGGCCAGCCAGAGCCAAGAGGCCAGGCCCCAGGAGGCCGCCAUGGUCUAGGACGAAGCCCAGGACCGAGCUCUCUUCCCUGGGGGGACACAGGCUCACCCCGGGCCCAACAUUCGGGGCAACCAUGAUGUACAGAGCCACAUUUGACCCCAAAAUGAUUUUUGUUUGAUUAUUGGCACUCAUGCAACUCCAUAAUUGAGCAUCCAGCAGAGUAGAGGAAGAGCUAACAUGUUGAAAGUCUGGGAGACCCUCAGCAUAUGUUGUAGCACCCUACAUCACUCUAUUCCCUUUGUAGACUACUUCUGACCCCUAUAUAGGGAAUAGGGUGCCAAAGAAACACCCUGAUGUUCAUUUUGAGUGUAAAGUAAUCUCUCAAUCAUCCCCCUAAAAAUAUAUAUUUUUGUGUAUCUCUUGGUAGCCAUGCUGCUUGGUUCUCGCACCAAUUUAAUUACAAGUCACAAACUAAAUCAAUCCCACUGUCUCACAGUAGCAUUGCUACACUAUACUGGUACAGCAUGCCGUCCAUUCUAUGCUGUCCCAGGUAUAUGCAGUGCUGAAGUGACCUGUUCAGAUACAGACAGAGGCUGGCUCAAGGCUGGGAGCCCCGUCUACCUGGGUCGGUCCGUAAUGUAAUGUCUCCCUUCAGUAUUUCACACCUUAUUUGACCGAUAUGCAUCAUGCAAUGUCUUUUAUGUGUAAUUGAUCUGUUGUCAAUCAUAUUAUGUUGAAUGGGUAAAUUAAAGAAGCUCAUUGAAAUUCAUAAGGAAGUCGUACAAUAUGACUGAGUGGGAAGAUAAGUUAUAGUCUCAUUAUCGUUAUAGUGUGUUAUAGUGUGUGUUGGUAUUGUAUUAUACCCCAAUGUAGGUGACUGACUGUAAAUAAAUUGCACUGUAGCUUACCUACCAUAUAUACCGAUCCGGUCUAUUCAAGUGCCGUAAUUGCCCUAACUAGAGGUCUUACAAAAUAAUGUUCUUUGCAUUUUUUUAUUUGUACAUGUGAUAAUGAUGUUGUGUUGGUUCUUGGUACAAAGGUAAUAAACUUUUUGCCAGACUUCUCCCAUCCCUCUCUCCUCACCUCCCUCCUCCUCCCCCACUCUCUCUCCCAUCCCUCCCUCCUCUCUGCCCUCCCUACUCCUACCCCCCCACUCUCUCUCUCCCAUCCCUCCCUCCUCUCCUUCUCCCUCUCGUCCCUCUUCUUGAUAUCUUUGUAUUUGUUUAUGCAAAUAAAACCUCCCAUAAAUCCCA